This is a messenger RNA of Mesorhabditis spiculigera, 1137 nucleotides long. NCBI's taxonomy places the organism in Eukaryota, Metazoa, Nematoda, Chromadorea, Rhabditida, Rhabditidae. The record is from the annotation of a GenBank genome assembly.
AUGCGGCUGCCCGGCUGCGUGUCGGGUGCCUCGGCAGAUGCCGAGGGCCGCGAGGCCAAGAAGGUCAACAAGCAGAUCGAGGAGCAGCUCGCCAAGGAUAAACAGGUGAUGCGCGCCACGCAUCGGUUGCUGCUGCUCGGCGCCGGUGAGAGUGGGAAGAGCACGAUCGUCAAACAGAUGCGCAUCCUCCACAUUAACGGUUUUACCGAGGCCGAGAAGCAGGAGAAGAUGAAGGAUAUUCGGCGGAAUGUCAAAGACUCCAUACAGGUGAUCCUCCAUGCGAUGGAUGAGAUCGACCCGAAAGUGAGCAUCGACGAUCCGGCGAAUACGCCGAGUCGCGACUACCUACUCACGACAGCAGCCGACCCCGAAUUUGAUUACCCUCAAGAAUUCUACGACCACGUGAUAAAGUGUUGGAAUGACCGGGGGGUAAGGGCCACGUUCGAGCGAAGUUCCGAGUACCAGCUCAUCGACUGCGCCAAAUAUUUUUUGGACCGGGUGGAAUCGGUGCGGAAACCGGAGUACAGCCCUUCCGAGCAGGACAUCCUGCGGUGUCGUGUGAUGACGACGGGUAUUUUUGAGACAAAGUUCGAGGUGGACAAAGUCCGAUUUCACAUGUUCGACGUGGGCGGUCAGCGGGACGAGCGGAGAAAGUGGAUCCAGUGCUUCAACGACGUCACGGCCAUCAUCUUCGUCUGCUGCUCGGCGUCUUAUAAUAUGAUGCUCUGGGAGGAUUCGACGCAAAACCGGUUGCGGGAGUCGUUGGCGCUGUUCAAGAAUAUUUGGAAUAACCGGUGGCUGAAGACGAUUUCCGUGAUUUUGUUCUUGAAUAAACAGGAUCUACUAGCAGAAAAGAUCAAGGCGGGAAGGUACAAAUUGGAAGACUAUUUUCCGGAAUUUGCCAACUACCAACUGCCCUCCGAUGCUGUUUACGAUCCAGCGGAUGAUACGAAGGUCGUCAAGGCCAAGUACUUCAUCCGAGGCGAAUUUCUGCGAAUCUCCACAGCCGCCGGCGACGGUCGACACCACUGCUACCCCCAUUUCACAUGUGCCGUCGACACGGAGAAUAUCCGGCGGGUGUUCAACGACUGUCGCGACAUCAUCCAGCGGAUCCAUCUGCGCCAGUACGAGCUGUUG